Molecule: messenger RNA, 942 nt
Organism: Temnothorax curvispinosus
Lineage: Eukaryota; Metazoa; Arthropoda; Insecta; Hymenoptera; Formicidae
Gene: Eth
Exons: 5
Coding region: 202-687 (161 amino acids)
Source: RefSeq, a predicted model, not a curated record
AGUUUCUAUGGCAGUCACUUGCGCGUCGGCCGCGAUCGAGAAUGCCACGUCGAUUGGCGCAUAUUCACUCACGGAAAUAAUUGUUGCGAUUGAUUCUGACGACGUAUAGCCGGUGUGAUGUGCUGCUCAAAGAGUGAAGUUGCUCUCGAAGACUGAAUUGCGCUUAACUCAUUACAGGUACUUAACUGCGACACUCUCGAAAUGAUGCCGCAGAGGGCUUGUACUCAACGUAUCGGAGGUGUUUUCUUUAAUGCUUUUCUUGUUGGAGCUGCCACAUUGUUGAUCUGUCAAAAUAUCACAAUGGCGGAGGAAGUACCAGCAUUUUUCUUAAAAAUCGCAAAGAUACCAACUCUGCCUAGAGUCGGCAGAAGCGGACGAUUCGAAGAUUUCUUUUACAAAGCUGAGAAGCAUAUACCUCGAAUUGGUAGAAGCAAUCAACAGUCAAUUAAUCCUCUAUCGCUACAAGAUGAACAGGAAACUUACUCCGGUUUAACUAAAAGGCGUAUAGAUUAUUCUCCGAAAGUUGAGGAAUUUACCUGGCAGAACUUUCCUCUAGCGAUUGAAGGUCCAAAAGAAUUGUGGCGGACAUUAGCUGGAUAUUCGAGGGAUGGCGAUGAUAUCGAGAAUGAAGUGUGGCAGAGAAAGAAAAGAACCGAAGAUGAACCAGCAACCAAGCAAGCAAAAUAAAAACUCAGAAGUUCUCUUUACCUCUUUGGAAACGCUAAAUGUUAUACGGCUUUUGCUGUUAUAUAUGGUGACGGGAAGUAAUUAAAAAUAAUAAAUACACAAAUAUAAAGUGCUUUCGCUUUCAUCUUUCUUCAAUUUUUUCGCGUCAAAUUUGGAGAUCCCAAUAAAUAAUUAAUCAAAAUUUUUUUUAAAUUAAGUUAUUAUAUAUUUCCUAACAGUGUACAAUGUACAAUGUAUUAGCAAAAUUUGACAAUU